Molecule: messenger RNA, 2400 nt
Organism: Diaporthe amygdali
Lineage: Eukaryota; Fungi; Ascomycota; Sordariomycetes; Diaporthales; Diaporthaceae
Exons: 18
Coding region: 1-2400 (799 amino acids)
Source: RefSeq, a predicted model, not a curated record
AUGUCUCAUAUAUUAUCGCACUCAGACGCCUUGGACCAGAAAGUCACCAUAGUAUUGCCAGACUUGUUUGAGAGUUUCUUGGUCAGGGACCCCAUGCUGAAUCCUGGCUAUGAUUCCGCCAGAUAUCAGUCAGAGAUAUGGUUGCAGAGCGUAAUGUCUCUCUCGCAACAAGAGUGCAAGAAAGUCAACUAUUGCGACUUUGCCUACUUUUGUGCGAUUGUUUUUCCUCAUGCAAACCAGGAGAAAUUACGGAUUCUUUGUGAUUGGAGCAACUGGGUUUUCGCCUUCGAUGACAUGUUCGAUGACGGGGAAUUGACGAAUGACCCGGAUACCUCGCAACGAAUUAUCAGCAAUUUGUUGUCUAUCAUGUUGCCCGAUAUCCAUCGAUCUUCUGAUGAGCUAGUCGUACUUGCACAUGACAGUAUUUACAAGCGGCUUGCAGCAGGCUCAUCUCCAAGUACCAUGCAGAGAUAUGUCAAGGCUACGCAACACUACUGCACUGGUGUUCUGAAACACGUAAAAGAUCACGCAGCAGACCGAACGCCUACAAUACAAGAAAUGAUUGAGACUCGGAGGAUGUCUAUAGGCGCGUUCUCGAUGUACCCCCUUGUCGAGUUCGCGUACGACCUGAACAUUCCAGACGAAGUCUUCCUUCAUCCCGCUAUACAGGCUUUGCAGAAUUUGGUUGCCGAAUUAACCAUGUUGCACAACGAUAUUUUGUCAUAUCGCAAAGAAGAGAACAUAAACUGUCCGUUCAACAUGGUCGCCGUAUGCCGAAUGAACGGGCUCUCGGCUCAAGAAGCAUUUAAUGAGAUUGCUUCGAUGGUCGAUGAACGGUACAUUGCGUGGUACGAAAAUGUCAAGGCGGUUCCCUCCUGGGGCAAGGAAGUCGAUAACGACGUCCAACAAUACAUCCAAGGCAUCCGAAAUAUUGUCCAAGCAAACCUUAGCUGGAGCUUUCGAACAGGGCGAUACUUCGGUUCCGAGGCGAAGAAGGUUCAAGAAUCCAGAGAGAUUGAUGUUCUGACACAGCCUCCGUUUCUGAGCCUGCGAGGCUCGGUCCCGACCGUAAUCAAGGCACAGCAAUCUGCCGGCCGAGACAUUCAUAUGAAUUCGGUGUCAGAGAACAUGUCUACUACUCAUGGAGUCCUCAGCACGACUGGGGAGUUGAUGUCGUUGGAAGCUUUCCAUGCUACCUCGUGGACAUUCUUCGCGCUGUGUGUCGUCUUGUUUACCGGCCGCAUCGUGAUCCGUUGGAUGUCUUCGCGGAAGCUCAUCACAGAGGACUACCUCAUGCUGUUCGUUCUAUGCCUGCAAUUUGCCGCUACAAUCAUUUGCCAGCUCCGCCUUGAAUACGUCUACAUGAUGGAAGAAGUCGGCAAUGGAUUGAGAGAACCGCCGGCGACAUUUCUCGAAGAUAUUCCGAAAGGGUUGUAUGCUCUCACCGCCGUCGAUAUCCUCGUCGCUAUUGGGCUCUGGGCUGUCAAAUUCAAUUUCCUUCUAUUUUUCUACCGUAUUUUCUGCUCUGUGGAUCGACUUUACUGGAAGUUGUGGUGGGCUGUGGUCGUUGUGACUAUCGCGUCCCUCGGUGCCUUCCUUGGCCUGAUGUCCUACCAGUGCAGUCUCGCCGAAGUGCAGGUGAUUCUGACGAAGUGCACCACGCCAUCCGCCAUCCGACUGCAAUGGAUUCAAAUCCAAACUACGUCCGGUAUUGACGCUUUCAAUGAUGUGCUGAUCAUGAUCUUCCCUCUCGCCAUAGUAUGGAGAGUCCGGCUCAACCUAAAAAAGAAGCUGUACCUCUCAGCAAUGUUCAUGCUAUCGCUAUUUACUGUUGCCAUGGCCAUAAUCCGCUGCACCAGCGGCUACGCCCGAGUUGCCAGCGACUACACCCAGUCCCAGAACAGCGCAUGGAGCUGGUUCUGGAUGGAAAUGGAGCUCUUCGUCUUCGACACGUGCCACGAUUUAGAAGGUACGACGGAGGUGUAUUCAUCCGAUCUCGAAGCUGGAGAACAGGGGUUGGUCCUUUCAGAGGAAGAGGGGAGAAGCCAAGCGGGGUCACCGCUUGAUCAUGGAAGCCCCGAGCGUCGCCGUGAGGGCAGCUAUUGGUAUUGGGCAAACGAGCAUGGCCAAGCUCACAGCUUGGAAAGAACUGCUUGGGACAGUUCCCCAGCUGAAUUCAGAGCCCCUGAACGCUCGAAUGGCACGGCCUUCGCAACGCGCAUGUCCAUGUCAGGGCUCUUGAACCGCCACCCCGAACGUCCCUGCAGCCCGCACACUUUUGUGGUUCCCAUUACAACGUACACUGCCCGUGACUUAGCAAACACUGCACGCUGCGGGGCGGCAUCAUCAGUGCUCGGCGGAUCUCAGGGUUGCAAUUUGUCUGGUACAGUGGGAUUUUGA